UUCUUCAGGAUGGCGGUGGGGAUACGCGGUUGGGAUACGCGGUCGACCGCGAUUGCUAAGAUCCCGAAGCGGGGCUGCAACAUCAGCCCGUGUCCAUGCAUCGCCAAAGCGCCAAAAGCGUCGCAAGAAAAUCGCUCGCUCAGGUCAGGUCAAGUCGCGUAUCCAAACGCGCUCACUACCACGCUCGUGGCGGUCCGCCACCGGCUGACACACGUUGAACUGCACGAGAAUGAUGGUUCGUCCUGUCUUUGCGCCUGCUCAAAGCUACUUGCUGCUGGGUUCAUCGUCAUUCGGAUCCGUGUGAAGCGCUUUCAUGCCUCGGCACACACUUGCUCACAUGCCACCGGUAAGACGUCGCUGAUCAAGCGCUACGUCGAUGGCUCCUUUGAUAGUGAAUACAAGUUGUCCAUUGGUGUGGACUUUAGCCUCAAGAACCUCACCAUUGACGACCAGCCCAUCGCACUGCAGCUCUGGGACAUUGCCGGCCAUGAGCGCUAUCGCUCCAUGACGAGCACCUACUACCGCUACGCCAUGGCUGCCGUCUUGGUCUUUGAUUUGAGCCGCCCGGCCACCUUUGACUCCAUCGUCAAGUGGCACACGGACUUGAACGACAAAGUCAUGCUGGCCAACGGUGAUCGCGUCCCCGCGAUCCUCAUUGCCAACAAGGCCGACUCCAUCUUGGGGCCCAUUGACGAGGCCAUGCUUGAUGAGUACUGCAGCAAACACGGCUUUCUUGGCUGGUUUGCGACAUCGGCCAAGACAGGACAGAACAUUGGCGAGGCCUUUGAAACACUGGCGCGCGAGGUUAUUCGCGUUGCCAACGAGGCCGGCACAACCUCCAAAGACCCAUCCUCCCUCAACGUUCGUGGUGAUGGUCAAGAGCAGUGGCCAGCCAAGCGCCUCGAAGUCAGCUGCUGCUCCUCGUAA
Monosiga brevicollis MX1 is the source of this 927-nucleotide messenger RNA. RefSeq lists its product as uncharacterized. Gene Ontology annotation, biological process: phagosome-lysosome fusion; endosome to lysosome transport. The record is from RefSeq and is a predicted model, not a curated record. Gene Ontology annotation, cellular component: phagocytic vesicle; late endosome; lysosome. Gene Ontology annotation, molecular function: GTP binding; GTPase activity. Bases 10 to 927 code for a protein of 305 amino acids. NCBI's taxonomy places the organism in Eukaryota, Choanoflagellata, Craspedida, Salpingoecidae. The transcript has 8 exons.